Messenger RNA from Mangifera indica (mango), 1206 nucleotides. RefSeq names its product expansin-A15-like. Gene Ontology annotation, biological process: plant-type cell wall organization. The record is from RefSeq and is a predicted model, not a curated record. Gene Ontology annotation, cellular component: extracellular region. NCBI's taxonomy places the organism in Eukaryota, Viridiplantae, Streptophyta, Magnoliopsida, Sapindales, Anacardiaceae. The coding region runs from base 87 to 830 and encodes 247 amino acids. The transcript has 4 exons.
GCCUCAACAUCUUUCCUACCUUCUCUUUCUCGUUCGUGUUCUCCUUUAUUCCAAGUUAGCAUCUUUCUUAAACUUUGGUCAUUGAAAUGGAUUUAUUUGGAAUCUUUGUGGUCACCAUUCUGUCCAUGUCAAGCUCAAUUCAUGGCUAUGCUAGUGGAUGGUCUAAUGCUCAUGCUACUUUUUAUGGUGGAGGGGAUGCUUCUGGCACAAUGGGAGGAGCUUGUGGGUAUGGAAAUCUUUACAGCCAAGGUUAUGGCACCAACACAGCAGCAUUAAGCACUACUCUUUUCAACAAUGGACUAACCUGUGGAGCUUGUUUUGAGAUCAAAUGUGUAAAUGACAACAGGUGGUGCCUGUCAGGUUCGAUUGUAGUCACUGCAACAAACUUUUGUCCUCCAAACAGUGCCCUUCCAAGCAAUGCUGGAGGUUGGUGUAAUCCUCCUUUGUGCCAUUUCGAUCUUUCGCAGCCCAUUUUCCAGCACAUAGCUCACUACAAAGCUGGAAUAGUCCCAGUUCAAUACAGAAGAGUUGCCUGCAGGAAGAGUGGUGGGAUCAGGUUCACCAUAAACGGCCACUCAUACUUCAACCUUGUGCUUAUAACAAAUGUUGGUGGUGCUGGUGAUGUUGUGGCAGCUGCCAUCAAAGGGUCAAGAACUGGAUGGCAACCAAUGUCUCGCAAUUGGGGCCAAAACUGGCAGAGCAAUGCAUACCUCAAUGGCCAAGCCUUCUCUUUCAAGGUGACAACAAGUGAUGGUCGCUGUGUCAUCUCAAACAAUGUGGCUCCUCCAAACUGGUCUUUUGGCCAAACCUUCAGCGGGAGACAGUUUUAAUCAUUCCUGAAAACUAACUAAUAUUGGAUAUAUCAGUUCUAUUUACUAAUUACAGUUCUUAAAUAUAUUGUAAAGUCUCUAUGCAAUGACAGUUAUGUCACCACAGGACCUUCUAGUUCUAGAGAUGGCCCUGAAUGCUUUUUUAUUUUUUUUUCUAUUACAUGUUACAAGUUAAAUCAUAUAUAUCAAUACCAACAAGGGUUGGUGCAGAUGUGGUCUCUGCCAGACCAAUCUCAGAAUUAGAAUUAUUCCGAUGAUUCAUGGAGGAAGAUGAAGAGAGAUUGUGUAAUUGUAAUAAGCUUUAUGUUUGUGGCUUGAAUUUGCUUUUAUCAUUGUAUAUUUUAAUGGAACUAGUUUCACAGUGAUUAAUUGGCAA